UUUUUACAGUUCAGUGUGUAGUUCUAUGUAGAUAGAAGCAGCGCUCAAACGGGUGCUUAGCAAAUGUUUGGUUUUUGAAUUAAAUAACAUUUCUUUGACUGAUUAGCAAAUAAAAAAAAAAAAAUAAAAAAAAAAUAAGUUUGUGAAAAUGUGUAAAAAAGUGUUUGUUUUAAGGAAAAUGCAACUUUUUGUAAUAAAUGUUAUUGUUUUAAGUGUGUUUGUGCCAACAAUCAACAGCAAUUUGACGCCUCACAAAAUAGCGCUCCACAAUUACCCAGUUCAGGAACAUAUAGUGCACACCAGCGAUGGCUACCUGCUCAACAUCUAUCGCAUACCAGCACCUGCCACGCAAACGCACUCACUUCCAACCAAAAGAAGCAAAGUCGUCUUACUACAGCACGGUUUUACACUCUCCUCCGAUAUUUGGCUGCUGCGUGGCCCCAGCGCCGAUCUGCCAUACCUGCUGGCUGACGCUGGCUACGAUGUUUGGUUGGGCAAUCAUCGUGGCAAUCACUAUGGCCGCCGACACGCAACCCUGGAUCCUAAAAUCGACAGGCAACACUUUUGGAACUUUACAUGGCAUGAAAUGGGCUAUUUUGAUCUGGCCAAUACUGUGGACUAUAUACUCGGUGAGACUGGUCAAAAAACAAUGCACUAUGUUGGCUACUCGCAAGGCGGAAUGGUAGCGUUGGUGCUGCUGGCGACACGUCCGGAUUAUGCGGCGAAAUUCAAAUCUCUACAAUUCACUGCGCCGACUGUUUAUAUGGGAAAUAUUAAUGUGCCGUUACCUAUGACAUGGCGUCACAAGCUGAGCGAAUAUAUGGGCCGCUUAUUAGAUUGGUGGGGUUAUGCUGAAACGUUGCACUUUGCGCAUUGGAAUGCGCAUCAACGCUUGUGCAAGACGCUGUGUGACGAUGGCGCGUGGUUUAGGCCGAUCUAUUUGAAAGUAUAUGGCAUGAUAGCUGGACCUGUGGCUGCAGAGGAAGAUUAUGAGCACAUACUAACCGACAUGUGUGGCACGCUGCCUGUGGGCGCAUCCAACAAACAGCUGCUCCACUAUAUACAGCUACACACCUCUGGUGGUUUCCAGCAAUUUGACUACGGCAGUGUCGAUAAGAAUCUGCGUCAAUAUGGUCUGACUUCACCACCCAGUUAUAAUUUGAGCUCAAUCAGAAAUUGUGUAACGCUCUACUAUAGCGAAACGGAUUCCAUGAGCGCGGCGGAAGAUGUCCGUCAACUUGGCAAGGAGCUGCCAUGCGCGAAGCUGUAUCCAUUACCUCAUGCGGCUUGGAAUCAUGGGGAUUUUAUGUGGUCUCGCUAUGCUCCAGAGGCGUUACAUGGGCGUAUUUUAGGGAAUAUGAAUGCGUGGGAGGCGAGUGAAGAGGAAAGAAUGAAGAACUGACUUUAAUUAUGUAGAUGAGUAGUACAUAAGUAUUUAGUAUUGUUUAGGAAAUGUAAAUAAAAGUUAUGUCGAAUUUCCGCUAGAA
Messenger RNA from Rhagoletis zephyria (snowberry fruit fly), 1487 nucleotides. Its product is annotated as lipase 3-like. The record is from RefSeq and is a predicted model, not a curated record. Lineage: Eukaryota; Metazoa; Arthropoda; Insecta; Diptera; Tephritidae. Gene Ontology annotation, molecular function: hydrolase activity, acting on ester bonds.